Galleria mellonella (greater wax moth) is the source of this 3260-nucleotide messenger RNA. Its product is annotated as protein FAM166B-like. Bases 119 to 874 code for a protein of 251 amino acids. The record is from RefSeq and is a predicted model, not a curated record. The transcript has 5 exons. NCBI's taxonomy places the organism in Eukaryota, Metazoa, Arthropoda, Insecta, Lepidoptera, Pyralidae.
AGUCUACUUUCAUUUACGGCACCAGUUAACAUCGAACCUUUGGCGGGCAAGCGCGAAAUCAGCCGCAACAUGGCAUGUUUACGUUUAUUGAUAUAAAUAAAAAUAAACAUUGAAGAACAUGUGGGUUGAUGUGAGCGGUCGCGAACGACAGAGCUAUAUGAGGCAAACCAACGGUUCCUUUAUACCCGGAUAUACCGGACAUUGUCCUAUGUUAAAAUUUCGCUUCGGCAAAUGCUACGGUGACAAUACAAGACAAAUUCUACGGGAAAUACGCUCAAAAGGAUUAUUCAACAAGCCUUUAGAGUAUCGGCCGGGAGACAACUACGAGCUGGAGAAUAUGCCGCGUCACCGCAACCCUCAAGAGGACGUGUACGACGGGCUGCACAACCGACAGACGGCAUACAUGACCGGCUACACGGGAUACGUGCCCGGUAUGAACUUCAGAUAUGGCAAAUCCUAUGGCCGUUCGGCCGACGAUUGUAUGGCGGACUUCACAGAAAGACAGAGGGAGAUGAGACGCAAGACAGAUUUGAACAAAACCUAUGCCAGGUCACGGAGUGCUCCCAAAAUGGAAACCAUUCACUCUAGAGACGAAAUAAGACGUGAUCUUAGCAGAUUUAGAGAAAUCAAUAAAUACAAAGAUAAUACAAUAUCACCAGAAUUCCCACCAAUCGCUGGAUACACCGGCCAUAUCCCACGCAUUAAAGGAACCGAGGCGUCCCUUAGCCAACGGUAUCACUGCGCAGCCAAACGUGGUUUGGAACUUAUUAAAAUGGAGAAAGAGAAAAGGAAAGAGUUGCAAAAUGCCAAUACUAAUAUUAGAUCCAUCUUAAAAGACCACGAAAAGAAAUACUCCUAUUGGAAUUGGGGAUAGCAUACAGGCAGAAGGAUGUUCUUUACUAAAUGUAGAUGAGCAUUCUUCUUUAAAACCAAACUAAGUACAUGCAAUUUUAGAAUCUGAGUGGCCAGUGUGAACGUGAGGACCAUAGAUUUAUUAUUAUAAUAAGAACGACUGCGUUCGCGUUUGUAUUUAGAAUUUGUACUCAGCUGCGCCUCUAGCGGAUGGUUUCCGAAACUCUGAUAUCCAUAUAAAAUAUAGUAUGACGUUCUACAAACGUAAACGCAAUUGUAAAUCUUCAACACACAUUAGCCACUCAGUGCAAUCAGACGGAGUGGCAGCGAUGAAUAAUGUGACCUACACAGGAAUUUAUAAAAAAAGAAAAUACAUCGCAAGCUAUAUGUAUAUGUGUUCAGACAGACAUCGAGGGGAAUUGUUUUAUAAUAUGGAGACAAUCGUGUUCAGUUACGAGCUUCUAAGACUUUUACAAAUUACAGUAGUAUUUUCAAAACUAGCUUAAAUAGAUUGUUUAAUGAAAAGAAAUGAGACUUCAUUUCGUUAGUCGUGACCUUUAACAAAUCAGUAUUUAAAUGUUUAUUAUCCAUAACAGAAGUUAGAACAUUGCAAUUUAUGACCAAUUAUUACUACAUUAUAUGAUUUGUUGAUUAUUGAUGAAUAAAAAGUAUUCAUGCCUGAAUCUGAGAAUUAAAUUUCAUUCUAAUAAUUUUUACUCAAAGAGACUUGUUUACAAGCACUUUUAAAUAGUAUUUUUUUUUAAUAUACUACUGGGUUCGAAAAGUCGUUAUUACAAAACGCUUCAACUGUAUAAGAGUAAGGUAGAGUAACAAAUAACAAAAAAACCUUUAAAUAAAAAUCAUUUAUAAUAUUAAUACCUAGGAUAAAUUGCAAUGUUUUAAAUAAGGAAUUGGAAUUGUUAAAAUAUUGAUAAUAGUUAAAAACUUAUUUAGUUUAUUUUUUUACAUUGAUUUGGAUGUAAUUUAAUAAAUCGUUAUAACAAGAGAAAUAUAGUAAAUAUAGAUAGUAAGUAACGUAAUACGUAGUUAUUUAUUGUGUUUAUUUGUUAAUCAUAUCCGCCUUUAAACGUCCACUGCUGAACACAAGCCUCCCCCUCUUAGGAAGUUUUAUUAGUAGUUGCCACGCUGUUCAGACGGAUUGAUAAACGCAGUUAGGCUUUGUAUAUAUUUUAAGAGGGAUGCUGCUGCUAUCCUUCGCCCUCCCUUAGUCACCCACUCUUACGACACCCACGGGAAAGGAAGGGGUGGCCUAUUCUAUGCUGGGACCAUACAUCUUUUUGCUAAUAGUAGUAAUUAAUAAUAGUAGAUGGUUUCGGGCUGUUCCUUAUAGCUUAGUCUGUAGGAAGGUCUAUGUCCAGCAGUGGACAAUUAACGACUGAUAUGAUAAUUUGCUAAUAAACUUAAUUAUUAAGAAUUAUAUGUAUGUAGAUAAUUGUUGUCUUCGUGUAGUUAUCGAAAUAAGUACGUUAUCGUUCACUUAAAAUGGGUUUGAUCGUGAAGAAAAAAAACAAAUCGACGAAACAAUGAAAUAGUUCAUUAUACGUUACAUUCGAAUUGCAAAACACAAUUGCAAAAUUGUAGUUCUUGCUUCACAACAAGCAGUUUUUUCUUCGCAAAGAAAUGAGGUUCAGUUUUGAUACAAAUUAAUAUGAAGCCAACACGCGAAUCGAGUAAAUCCGGUCGAUUGUUAAAAAAAAAUUUCAAUCGACGCCCCUGGUUUUGUAGGCGUCCAUAGACCGUUUACCAUCAGACGGGCUGCAUAUUUAUUUGUCAUCUUCGUAGACUUUGUACAAAAGUCGAUUGCUUGGGUACCUCUGUCCCAUUCGUGUUUCAACCGUGAAGCAGUUGUGUUUGAAUGGCUAUGUUUCGAUUUGAAGGGUGGGAUAUGGCGUGAAUUUACUGGGUACAGAGGAACAACACCUGAGUCCUCAGGAAUGGCAACGUAUGGGGGGUAUCAUGGGCGAAACAGUAUGCUCUGUUAUGUCCAUGGUACUACUCAUGUCUAUAGGCGAUGGUUAUCACUUUCCAUCAGGUGGGCCGUCAGCUUGUUUGCCAUUCUAAGUUGUAUAAAAAAAAAGUAAAUCAUAAUCCGUUCAGUAUUAGUAAUGUAAUCCUUUAUUAUAAGUUACAAAAACCUGAGACGAUUUGAGAAUCACUUUCUUUUAGAAAAAUCAAUUAAAUUGACCAAUUCUUUAUGACAUAUGAAGAUAAAACAUAUAUAAUAAAUUUUAAGUUUUUUUUUUUAUACCACUGAGGUGGCAAACAAGCAUACGGUCAACCUAAUGGUAUGCGGUUACCAUAACCUAUGAACACAUUUUUUACUAUUUUGGCGCUUACUGCGCGGUUUUUUCAAAAGGUAACGCAUAAUAUAUCGUAAUGCAUACAAU